Molecule: messenger RNA, 414 nt
Organism: Colletotrichum orchidophilum
Lineage: Eukaryota; Fungi; Ascomycota; Sordariomycetes; Glomerellales; Glomerellaceae
Product: TAM domain methyltransferase
Exons: 3
Coding region: 1-414 (137 amino acids)
Source: RefSeq, a predicted model, not a curated record
AUGCAACACGAGAUCUUCCUUUACAACAUCGGUCACAGGCUGGGGCAGGCUUCGUCGUGUGACAAAGUUGAGAAGGUCGGGCGUGUCUUCGACGUAGGCACUGGCACCGACAUCUGGGCCAUUGACUUUGGUGAGCUUCAUCCCGAAGCCGAGGUUAACGGCCUUGAUCUUUCAUCCAGUCAGCCAGAUUUGCAAGGGGUUUCGUCUCUCAAAAACUCAGACGACAAUACUUUCCAAAAGAAUAGUGCCCUGGCUCAGUACGUCAACCUGCUCCAAGAAGACGCAGAGAAGGCGGGCUGCGACUACUUCAACAUCCCUGGACUCGCGGAUCUCAUGACGAAAAUCGGUUUUACUGACAUCUCGGUCCAGAUAUUCAAAUGGCCCAUCAACGGAUGGCCGAAGGAGGACAGGUAA